GGCAGCUCCGAAGGGAGGGUGGGCCGGAGAAGGAACUGACUGCGAGAGUUAAGAAAGUCCUGCCCAGCUGUUUGCGAACUUUUUAAGAUUUCCUGUUUCCUCUGCAAGGCAGGGCUGGAGCGGGGAAGGCGGGCGGGGGUGAGUCACACACGCCCUCCGCGCAAGCAGCCGAGAGCCGCGGCUGCUGCGGCUGCUGCUGCCUCUGCCGGGGCCUCGCUCGCUCGCUCGCCCGCUUUCCGCCUCGAGGGACCCGCCUUCGUCUCCAGAGGAGCCCCUCGCCUCGCCCCGCGCGCCCCUCGCCGCGCCCGCCUCGCCUCCGCCGCCGAGCAGCCCAGCGCCCCGAGGGAGCUUGACAAUGAGCUGGGCGCCCAAGCACGUUUUGCUGUGGACUCUCUUGCACUGCGCGGCUUGCCCGCUGGCGCGGGGUACAGCUGACGAUCAUUUAUCCAAAAUGCUUGUUGGCAAAUUCAAAAUGGCAGCACUUUGCAAGUUUUGUGACGUGAUACCAACCAGCUGCACGAAUGAGGGCCAUUGCAUGAGCGGCUGUAACAUCACUUCUAUAUGUGCGGAUAAGAAUGAAGUUUGUGCUGCCGUCUGGAGGAAGAAUGAUGAAAACAUAACCUUGGAAACAAUAUGUCAUAAUCCCGCACAAAAGCUGCAUGGGCACAUUUUGAGUGACUACAAUUCGGAUAAAUGUAUAAUGAAAGAGAUGAAGGGAGAUGGUGGUUUGCUGUUCAUGUGCUCCUGCAAAGAGGAAGAAUGCAACAACGAACUUAUUUUUUCAGAUAUCACUGAAAUACCAGACGAAGACGUGAUCAGUGUGAUUUCCAAAGUUGCGCUGAUAAGCCUCGUCCCGCUGCUGGUGAUUGCCAAAGCCGUGAUCCUGAUCUUUUACUGCUACCGUAUCCAGAGGAGGAGGAAGCUGAACAAGGCAUGGGAGAAGAACGUGAAGUCCAGGAAGCAUAAAGACUGCAGCGAUGUUUGCGCCAUCAUGAUGGACGACGACUGCUCUGACAUCAGCUCCACUUGCGCCAAUAACAUCAACCACAAUACUGAGCUCUUGCCCAUUGAGCUGGACACCCUGGUGGGGAAAGGACGCUUCGCUGAAGUCUACAAGGCUAAACUGAAACAGAACACAUCGGAGCAGUUUGAAACCGUGGCGGUCAAGAUCUUCUCCUACGAAGAGUACGUCUCCUGGAAGACGGAGAAGGACAUCUUCUCCGACAUAAACCUGAAGCACGAAAAUAUCCUGCAGUUCCUCACGGCUGAGGAGCGCAAGACGGAUGUAGGCAAACAGUACUGGCUGAUCACUGCCUUCCACGCAAGGGGGAAUUUGCAGGAGUACCUUAUAAAGCACAUCAUUAGCUGGGAGGACCUCUGGAAGCUGGGCGGGUCUUUGGCCCGAGGGAUCGCCCAUCUUCACAGCGAUCACACACCUUGCGGCCGACCCAAGACGCCCAUUGUCCACAGAGACCUCAAGAGCUCCAAUAUCCUGGUGAAGAACGAUUUGACCUGCUGCCUCUGUGACUUUGGGCUGUCGCUGCGGCUGGAUCCCACCCUCUCCGUAGACGACCUGGCUAACAGUGGGCAGGUUGGCACAGCAAGGUACAUGGCUCCCGAAGUCCUGGAAUCCAGAAUGAACUUGGAUAACGUCGAGUCCUUCAAACAAACUGACGUAUAUUCCAUGGCUUUGGUUCUGUGGGAAAUGACAUCUCGCUGCAACAGCGUCGGAGAGGUGAAAGACUACGAGCCGCCAUUUGGUUCUAAAGUACGGGAGCAUCCUUGUGUGGAAAGCAUGAAGGAUAACGUAUUGAGGGACAGGGGACGGCCAGAGAUUCCUAACUCAUGGCUCAACCAUCAGGGCAUCCAGAAGGUUUGCGAGACGCUUGUCGAGUGCUGGGACCACGACCCUGAGGCGCGUCUCACUGCGCAGUGCGUAGCUGAGCGGUUCAAUGAUUUCGAGUACCAGGACACGCUCUCCGGAAGAAGCAGUUCGGAAGAAAAGAUCCCCGAAGAGAGCUCUGUGAACAGUGCCAAGUAACAGCCUGCUGCAAGACAAAACUUCCACGAAACCAAAGAGAGAGAGAAAGAGAGAGGGGCUGCUCUUGUGUUCCAUGUGCACAAGAGUGGAACAGGAAGAGGCGAUUAGUCUCGGAUGCACUUCCUGUGUCACUGAGGUUCCUGCCUCUCCCUCCAUCCCGCAGCUCCAGAGAGGGCGAAGCGGCGUCCUUCGCCGUGUCAUAGGAGGAACGACGCCGUUGCUUCCUGAGAACACGAGACUGUACAAAAUGCCAAGAAUGUUUGCACUUUAUCGAUGCCUGUAGAUAACUAUCAAAGAGCAACUUUAUGUAUGUAGAUAGAGAGAGAGGUAUGUAUAUAAACACACACACACACACACACACACUCAGCAAAUCUCUGCAAAGAGUCUUCCAAGAAACAUAGGUAUAGAUAGGAAAAUCCUACCAGGAAUCGUAUGCAGGACGCCUGCUGUUAUGCUGGCAGAAAAAAGUGUCUUAUUCAUCCCACCGGAGCCUUAAAAACGAAAGCUGCAUGACUUUUAUAUUUCUGCAGUUGGGGGGGGCGGGGGGGGGAAAGGAUUUGGACCAUAUUAGUGCCUCUUUUAACAUGUAACUAUGCAAUGGUUGUUCAGCUGGUUCUUGUAUGUUUAUGAUGCGUUGAUUCAGUGGAUCUUACUGGUCUGAUUCUUCUCCUCCUCCCCCUCCCCCCCUUCUCCUUGAAUUUGGAAAGUUGUCCCCACCCACUCAACUUUCAUGCCUGCGCAAAAGAUCAUUAAUUCCUCUGCCCGUCCCUUUCUUUGAACUUUGCCGUUCACGUUAGCAGCCUGCUUUGGGGAGAGGGCAGGUUCCCCGACACCUCCCCAGCCUCGCUCUCUGAAAUCAGGCAGGGCCCAAUUAUAAUCGAAACAGAUGUUUUGCAUUUGCCGUGCCUUCUGACACAAAGUAGACUCCCCCCCUCCCUCCCUUUUCUGGGAUCGGUAACAUCAUGUCUCGUUUCUUGAGCCCUUAAGUUCACAUUUGAUUUCGUUCCCGGCGCAAAAGGAGGCACAGUACGUGGACGCCUUUCCCUGAGUGUCUGGGUGUCUGCGAUGCCGUGGAAAAAGAUUUGCCCCGCUCUGGAGACAUGCAGCGCUUUCGUUCCCCCUUAACUCGCCAUUGUGAGCAACCCUUGCCUGCAGUCAUCCAGAACUCUGGCAAAUAAGAGCACAUUCCUAAACUGAUCCCCACAGGCAUGACUUACAUUCUUUUAGUCUUCCAAAAUAUUUAGCUUUGGAGCUGGCCUCACCAGGAAUUUUUAAAUGACGGAAUUUUGACCGUCAGUAUUUUCAUACGAGAUCAUCGGAGCUGCUCAAAUUGUGUGGCUCGUCGUGGUUUGGAGGGCUUUCUGUGCCUUGAUGUUGUUUUCUAACAGGGAUUUGCUCCAGAAACAAAAAGUGUAUUUCAAGUGCAAUGUUUUUAUCACACAGGUCACAGAUACAUUUCUUUUUUCUCUCUAGGAACUUUGUGUAUCCAAUAAUAGGGAAUUUGGGGAGGGGGAAGAGAAGUAUAUUCACAUAGGAAUUAUAAAUUUAUGGGGGAAAAUAUUUAUUUUUAAAAGCUUUUUGCAUCUGCUUUUAUAUUAAUUUUUAAAGAAAUAUUUAAGCAUUAAGUGGGGCAGGAGCUCAAUAAUUAAAACGGAGUCGAGGUUUAAUAGCAACAGGCUAUGUACUGAACUGUGGAGCUACUGGAAAGACGGGUUUAUACUGGGAUCAUGUUCCUAAGCAGAUCUGGAGUCGAGUGACCUCUAGUGGGGUUUCCCACUGAAAAAGUUCUACGCUAGGAAAGGAAAAGGAGGAGCUUUGCCCCACAAACCGGAAAGUUAGGUUUCCAUCUGCAUUACAGAUCUAAACCACUAGUUUCAGAACUGCCAUAACUUUCAGGCCUUCCUCCAUAACCACAACUCUGGCUUGGAGUAAGUUCCCAGAGUUCCUGAACUGAAAAUGGUGGAAGCUUACUUUGAGAUGGUUUCAGAAGAAGGUUAGACAAAUACGUGAGAUAAAAGGCUAAGAACAGCCUACUAGUCCUCCUGGCUGUAGGCUAGUUCCCAGAAUCAGAGGCAAGUUUGUCCCAGAACGUCACUUGCUGAGACAAGGCUCAAACUGAUUCAGUACUGGUUUAAAUUGACAGCGUAGACUUGCCCCUGGGUCUCUGCUGUGUGCGUUGUGCCUGAUAUUUAUCGUGCAGCGGCAAACACUUAAGAGAGCGCCCAGUAGCUCCUGGCAACUCUUUUAACUUUCUUUUGUACUAUUUACAUGUAAAGGGAUUUAUUUUUUUCCCCAUUCUUCCACGGAACGCUUUCACUGUAUGAAAAUAGGAAUGUGAACAUAUAUAACCUUGUUUAUUCGAGCGUCUCGAGCACUUACCGUAUUUUUGUAUAAAUAAAAUGUUUUAGAUUAAAUGAA
This is a messenger RNA of Podarcis muralis (Common wall lizard), 4459 nucleotides long. RefSeq names its product transforming growth factor beta receptor 2 (gene TGFBR2). Gene Ontology annotation, biological process: cell surface receptor protein serine/threonine kinase signaling pathway; cellular response to growth factor stimulus; protein phosphorylation. The record is from RefSeq and is a predicted model, not a curated record. Lineage: Eukaryota; Metazoa; Chordata; Lepidosauria; Squamata; Lacertidae. Gene Ontology annotation, cellular component: plasma membrane; signaling receptor complex. Gene Ontology annotation, molecular function: transforming growth factor beta receptor activity, type II; metal ion binding; ATP binding.